Molecule: messenger RNA, 1253 nt
Organism: Penicillium brasilianum
Lineage: Eukaryota; Fungi; Ascomycota; Eurotiomycetes; Eurotiales; Aspergillaceae
Source: the annotation of a GenBank genome assembly
GCACAAGAUAGCAUCACUCACUUUCUCCGGAGAAAUAACGGAUGAUUGUUAUCAAGGUCUUUCAGAGCUGCGACCACUGGAGAUUUCUUGCUGUGCCCUGCCCUGCCCCGCCAGGAGUGGAUUGAUCGUCAUGGGCUAAUACCCAAACUGGUAUGCCAGAUUCUCGUAUUCUUUCCUUCGAUCCUACCUUUCCCCUCAAUUAGACGAAGAUCUGCUCUGAUGCAUUAUUUUGGGAUACAAUACGAUGCGCAGGGCGACGAACGGACACUAUUGAGCUUGCUUUAUCCCCUAAGGAACAAAUGACGACCCAUAAAUAGAGCCGUUUGCCCCUGCCAACGCCGUAUAGAUUAACAAUUCCUUCUGCAAGAUAAUCUUCGAGAAUUUGCUGCAAAACCCACUAUGAAGACUCCUGUUCUAUCACUCCUUCUCGCCGCCGGUGUCGCCCAGGCUAGCGUCCAGGGCUUCGAUAUCUCCCACUAUCAGGCAAAUGUCAAUUUUGCUGGUGCCUACGCGUCGGGGGCCCGUUUUGUCAUGAUCAAGGCCACCGAGGGCACUACGUAUAUCGACAGCAGCUUCUCGAGCCAUUACACUGGCGCUACUUCUGCCGGACUUAUUCGAGGUGGCUACCACUUUGCUCAUCCGGACUCCAGUUCAGGCGCAGCCCAGGCCAAUUUCUUCCUGGCCCAUGGUGGAGGCUGGUCCAGCGAUGGCAUCACCUUGCCGGGCAUGUUGGAUAUCGAGUAUAAUCCCUCCGGAGCGACCUGCUACGGCCUGAGCGCAUCCGCCAUGGUUGCUUGGGUGAAGGACUUUGGCGAGACCUAUAAGAGCAAGACGGGUCGAUACCCCAUGAUCUACACCACGGCCGAUUGGUGGAAUACCUGUACUGGGGGUAGUACUGCCUUUAGUCAGGACUAUCCACUCGUGCUGGCUCGCUAUUCAAGCUCCGUGGGUACGGUGCCCGGUGGCUGGCCUUAUCAGAGCUUCUGGCAGAACUCGGACUCUUACAGCUACGGGGGAGACUCGGACAUCUGGAAUGGAAGUGAAGAUAACCUGAAGGCAUUUGCCAAAGGUUAGACCUCACGAAUCAUGUACAUAUGAGCUGCUGGGGAUGCAUGUGUCAAUAGUUGAAUUUGUCAAGGUCCUGUCUUUUCGUACUCAAGCUAGUAGUCAUCUCCACUGAAGUGGUAACUAGAUAGUCACUAUAGCCCAAUUUCUUUCAAUCCCUAUGUAAUCUCAUUAUAUGAGCCAAAGAA